AUGUCUGACAGCCAACCCGACGUUUCUGACCUCACCUACGACCCCAACGCCGUCCCUUGGCGACCCCCACUCCCACAACGCCAACUUGACCAAUUUUCUCGCAACCAUCCACCCGAUAAUCGUCCACUCCUUGAACGAGUCCAGGACAACUCUUAUGAGCUCUGGUACCUAGAGCAACAUCCACACAUGCAAGUGCACAUCAACCGUCUUCGUAACGAACACGACCCGCAGCGACGAGUCGAGCGUGAACUAGCCUUUGAGCAACAACGAAGUAAAGAUUUACAAAACUUCUUUGAGGCAGGUGUAGCCGAGUUAGAGUGCCUACGACAACUGGAAGAAGAACAGACUGCGUAUCAGAGACAGCAGCUGAGAAAGGAAGCACGGCUGAAUGUGCAGAUGGCAGAGCUUGAGAGCUUGCCUCAUCCUCCUCGCCGGAGCCAGAGCAUCGGAAACUACCACUCACGUGAAAGUCCUAUGGGUGAGAACGGUAGUACAAGACACCGAGCCUCAAGCGGCCAUGCAUCUCAACGUGGUAGCGACAUGGACGGGAUUGGCGGUGGUGAUCACCGAGCUCUGAGCCGCCACGGCUCUUGCUCAACUUCACGCGUACAGGGACCUACUGACCCCCAACAAAUUGCUGAUCUCCUGGACCAUUUCCGCCCGCUUGGAGGAUUUUGGAAUACGCGCUGA
This is a messenger RNA of Bacidia gigantensis, 690 nucleotides long. RefSeq lists its product as uncharacterized. The record is from RefSeq and is a predicted model, not a curated record. Bases 1 to 690 code for a protein of 229 amino acids. The transcript has a single exon. Lineage: Eukaryota; Fungi; Ascomycota; Lecanoromycetes; Lecanorales; Ramalinaceae.